Messenger RNA from Ostreobium quekettii, 1008 nucleotides. The record is from the annotation of a GenBank genome assembly. Lineage: Eukaryota; Viridiplantae; Chlorophyta; Ulvophyceae; Bryopsidales; Ostreobiaceae.
AUGGAGGACCUCUCGGAGCUCACCACCCUCACGGCACAGCUGAACGACAGGCUGCAGGACAAGAUUGCGCAAGUUCGCGCUGAAAUGGCGCGCCUACAGGAAGAGAAGGCGGAGUUCGAGGCCGAGAAGGCUGUCAUGCAGUGCCUAGCCUCCCAGCAGAGUGAUGUCAUCAAGCUCAAUGUUAGGGGAAAGCACAUAGAAACGAGGAGGUCGACGCUGUGUCAGGUGGAUGGGUGCCUUCUGCAGUACAUGUUCAGCGGGCGGUGGGAGGACAGGCUAGAAAGGGAUGCAGAGGGCCGUGUGUUCCUGGACUACAACUCAUACUGCCUUGAGAAGAUACUAGACUUUUUGUGGGCUCUGCAGCUGUCUAGUGCAGAAUACCCUGCACCCUUGCCAGAAGUCAAACCUGAUGAAUCUGCCAAUUUCCGGUUGCUGGUGAGAUAUUUGGGCUUGGAGGAGUUGAUCUAUCCAGAGCUGAAGCGUUUCAGCGAUGAGCUGAAGACUGCGGAAGUGCAAACCCUGGAUUCUGGACUUCGAGCUUUGCAAAAAGCAGGGAAGGAUGCCUAUCAGAGCGUUUUUGGACAUGGAGUGUUUGUGAACGAGGUUGUAGAAUUCCGGCUGAAGAUUGAGCAGUUGAGGAAUUCAUACAAAUGGAUGAUGUUUGGAGUAAUUCCUGAAGAUUAUCCAGCAACAAGGAACAGCCAUGAAAAACAAGGCAGCUUUGGAUGGUCAACGAAUGGAAACACCUGGAUUGCAGGCAAGAGCACAAGGAGUUACAAAGGCUUCAAGUCUGGAGUUCUUGGUGAGGGCUCUGAAGUCGCCAUGACACUGGAUUGCAGACCGAGGCACAACACACUCACGUUGCACAUAAUUGGGACGCCCAACGAAUACCAGCUGAUGGACCUCCCUCGCAAUCAGUGGCGGCUACAGGUUGUGCUGUAUGGAAACGGCGACGAAAUUAGGAUUCAGAAUAUCAAGAAAUUACCAGGCUCACAGAUACUCAAGUGA